Messenger RNA from Drosophila mauritiana, 1077 nucleotides. Its product is annotated as elongation of very long chain fatty acids protein F. Bases 74 to 904 code for a protein of 276 amino acids. Gene Ontology annotation, biological process: very long-chain fatty acid biosynthetic process; sphingolipid biosynthetic process; fatty acid elongation, polyunsaturated fatty acid. Gene Ontology annotation, cellular component: endoplasmic reticulum membrane. Gene Ontology annotation, molecular function: fatty acid elongase activity. The record is from RefSeq and is a predicted model, not a curated record. Lineage: Eukaryota; Metazoa; Arthropoda; Insecta; Diptera; Drosophilidae. The transcript has 2 exons.
ACCCUCGUGUCUCGUGGACUGCAAAUCGCUAUCCGGCAGUUCGGCAGGGAGUAUUAUUGAAUCGAGAUUCAGGAUGCGGCACAACAUGGUGGCCUACCUGUACUGCCUGGUCAGGGAUCUGUACGCCGAGCACGGAGAUCCCCGAGUGGCGCACUUGCCCCUGCUGGGCAAUCUGUGGAUCGUGCUGGCCAUUGUGGCGCUGUAUGUGGCCUUUGUGCUCCACUACGGACCGCGUUGGAUGGAGCACCGUGCUCCCUUCGAGCUGAAACGGGUGAUGCAGGUGUACAAUGUGGUGCAGGUGCUGGCCAAUGCCACGAUAUUCGUCAUUGGCCUGAGCAACACGUACCUUCAGCCGGGAUACAGUUGGACCUGCCAGCCAGUGGAUCACAAGGACAGAUCGCCGGCUAUGAUGAAGACAUUGUACGCAUCGUAUGCGUACUAUAUGCUCAAGUAUCUGGAUCUGCUCGACACGGUAUUCAUAGUGCUGCGCAAGAAGAACUCGCAGGUGAGCUUCCUGCACGUGUACCACCAUGGCGGCAUGGUCUUCGGCGUGUCCAUCUUCAUGACCUUCCUGGGCGGAUCGCACUGCACCAUGCUGGGGGUAAUCAAUCUCCUGGUGCACACGGUGAUGUAUGCCUACUACUAUGCCGCCUCAUUAGGCGCGGUGAAGAAUCUUUUGUGGUGGAAGCAGCGGAUUACACAGCUGCAGCUGAUGCAGUUUGGCUACCUCACCUUUCAUUUCCUGAUGGUUAUUGUCCGGAAUCCGUGCCAGUUUCCCGUGUUCAUCGCCUUCAUCGGCUUCAUCCAGAACAUCUUUAUGUUCUCCAUGUUCUUCGACUUCUACUACAAGACCUACAUACGCAAACAGCGCAAAUCGGCGGAGCCCAAGCUGAAAGCCAGCUGAGCUGUACUGCCGUUGAAAAUGAGGUUCAAGUUCGCGCCGCGUCAUUUCCAUAUUAAAUUGUGUAAUAAGCUGGUCGGUCGCUUAUGCAAAUGGGCACCGAUCGAACCCAAAAUGCCUGGUAUAAAUAAACAUUUCGGAUUGUUUCCCAACCCCUCCGUUUCAUCGCCACAAAA